This is a messenger RNA of Momordica charantia (bitter melon), 3138 nucleotides long. RefSeq names its product phosphatidylinositol 4-phosphate 5-kinase 6. Gene Ontology annotation, biological process: phosphatidylinositol phosphate biosynthetic process. The record is from RefSeq and is a predicted model, not a curated record. NCBI's taxonomy places the organism in Eukaryota, Viridiplantae, Streptophyta, Magnoliopsida, Cucurbitales, Cucurbitaceae. Gene Ontology annotation, molecular function: ATP binding; 1-phosphatidylinositol-4-phosphate 5-kinase activity. Gene Ontology annotation, cellular component: plasma membrane.
UUUUUUCCAAAAUCUGAAGGGUGCCCAUUUCACAGAACCAUGAUUGAAACUCAAAACUAGAACGAUCAUAGAAUUUUUUCUUUCUUUUUUUUUUUUUUGGGUUUCUCUUCUCACGAAGAAGCAGAGGGGGAAUUUAUGUGUUUCCUCUCCGUCUGAUUCCCUCCAUUGCCCUGGUUUCCGAGUUUCUGUUACAGAAACACGGGAUUUCGUUGUCCCAUUUUCCCACCUCUGCUUUUGAAGAAUCUGCAUUGGUGUUGAUACAGAGGCAAGGAAAUCGAUCGGUGUUUUUUUGAAGUGGGUUUCGUGAAUUGAGGCGAAAAUGGGAGAGGAAAGUGAGGAAGGGAGGGAAGAAAAGACAUAGAGAGAGAGGGGGAGAAAAAUUCGUGGAGAUUGUGAGAGAGGGGAAGAGGGAUUGAGGAGUUUCAGAGUGAUAAUGUACAAAGAAUACGCUGGAUUCGUGAAGGCUUGGGAAGCAACCGUGAGAAAAACUCAAAGCUCAGCGAAGAAGAGGGCGAAUAGCAUUUUUGCAGCAAUGUCCGUUGCUCCAGCCGACGACGAGCCGGGCCCCGGCGAGCUCCACCACGCGGAGAAGGCGAUACCCAAUGGCGAUUUCUACACCGGACAAUGGAUGGACAAUAUGCCCCAUGGGCAUGGCAAGUACCUGUGGACCGACGGCUGUAUGUACGUGGGGGAAUGGUACAAGGGGAAGACGUUAGGGAAGGGCAAAUUCAGCUGGCCCUCCGGCGCCACCUACGAGGGCGAUUUCAAGAGCGGGUAUAUGGACGGGAAGGGCACUUACACCGGUUCCGCAGGGGACACCUACAGAGGGUGUUGGGUGAUGAAUUUGAAGCAUGGCCAAGGCACCCAAAACUACGCCAAUGGAGAUUAUUAUGAGGGGGAAUGGCGAAGAGGUUUUCAGGAUGGGCAGGGGAGGUAUCAAUGGAAGAAUGAGAAUCACUAUAUAGGGCAGUGGAAGAAUGGGAAGAUCAAUGGCAAUGGGACUAUGAUUUGGAGCAAUGGGAAUCGGUAUGAUGGGUGUUGGGAAGAUGGAUUGCCUAAAGGGAAUGGGACAUUCAGGUGGGCAGAUGGGAGUUGUUUUGUUGGUGUUUGGAGUAAGGAUCCUGUAGAGCAGAGUGGGACUUUUUAUCCAUCUGGGUCUUCUGAGUGUGAAGUGGUCUUGGAUCCUCAGGUGGUCUAUUCAGAGUAUUUUAAUGAGUGCAUACUUAGUACAGCGGAAAGGAUUUUGAUCUACCCUUCACAGAAGAUGAUAAGUUGGUCCGGACUCGACCUCGAUUCGCCACAGAAGCAAACAAAUUCCAAGAAAGGGUAUGAUGGGAAUAGGAGAUUGAGAAGAACAUCAGUUGAUGGCAAAGUCUGCAAUUCUAGUUUUGAAUCAUCCCAUGAUAGUUCAAGCGACCUGAGUUACAGAAAUGGGACAGAAGGGGGUGGGACUCCUCCGCCCCAAGGUAUGGAGAGCAGAGGGAAAAGACAAUCAAAUUUGAGAUUUCAGCCAGCAAAGAGACAGGGUGUUACAAUAUCAAAGGGACACAAGAACUAUGAGCUCAUGCUAAAUCUGCAGCUAGGGAUCAGGCAUUCUGUUGGGAGGCCUGCUCCAGCAACAUCCCUUGAUCUUAAGAAUUCGGCUUUCGAUCCUAAGGAGAAAGUGUGGACAAARUUUCCACCGGAAGGAUCCAAGUAUACACCACCUCAUCAAUCUCACGACUUCAGAUGGAAGGAUUACUGUCCCGUUGUCUUCAGGACUCUUAGGAAACUGUUCAAGGUGGAUCCAGCUGAUUACAUGCUAUCUAUAUGCGGAAAUGAUGCCCUUCGGGAACUAUCCUCCCCUGGAAAAAGUGGGAGUUUCUUUUAUUUAACACAUGAUGACAGAUACAUGAUUAAAACCAUGAAGAAGGCUGAAGUGAAAGUUCUCUUGCGGAUGCUUCCAGCCUACUAUAAGCACGUUCGAGCCUUCGAAAAUACUCUUGUCACCAAAUUUUACGGUCUUCAUUGUGUGAGAUUAACUGGGACUACCCAAAAAAAGGUGCGGUUUGUCAUAAUGGGAAAUCUGUUUUGCUCCGAGUAUAAUAUCCAGCGGCGUUUCGACUUGAAAGGUUCUUCUCACGGCCGUACUACUGACAAACCAGAGUCAGAAAUCGAUGCAACAACUACCCUCAAAGAUCUUGAUCUUAAUUACAUAUUUCGGUUGCGGAAGAUUUGGUUCCAAGAAUUUUGUAGGCAAGUAGACAGGGAUUGUGACUUUCUUGAACAGGAGAGAAUCAUGGACUACAGUCUAUUAGUUGGUCUUCACUUCCAGGAAACUUCGUUUCGGGAAGUGGGCACGCCSGAUAGCAAUCAUUCAGGAAGUAUAGAUCCCGAAAACGAAGCAGAUGGUCAAUCAGGAGCAGACAAGGAAGAACUUGCUGGUGACUCUACCAGGUGGGCUUCCAUUAGAUUAGGCAUCAACAUGCCAGCACGGGCAGAACGGACAGUGAGACGGGGAGAACCCGAAGCUCAGCUAGUAGGAGAGCCCACUGGGGAGUUGUAUGAUGUGAUCAUUUUCUUUGGUAUAAUCGACAUACUACAAGACUAUGACAUCAGCAAAAAACUCGAGCAUGCUUACAAAUCGUUUCAAUACGACCCAUCAUCGAUAUCUGCUGUCGAUCCAAAGCAAUACUCGAAACGCUUUCGAGAUUUCGUCUUCAGAAUUUUUCUAGAAGACACUUGAAGAAGUUGUUAUACUGACCCACCAACUCAAUUCAUCAAAACUUGCAGCCAGUGGCCAUCCUUGUACAGUCGGUCCGUUGUGAGAAAUGAUAUCGGUUAUCGGUUUUUGAUAGAGUCGUAGCGUUUGGCCACGAAAAAAAGAAAAGAAAAGGCAACCAAACCAUUUGGUGUAUAAAUUAAGGUAACAAUGCAGAGCUCUGGCAAUUAUGCAUUGUAAUUUUUUUUUUUUUGGUUUCAUUCCAAGUUUAGAGAGUUAUUAGAUAAUUGUGAUGAUUUAGAAAAGUUAUAGAUGAGAGUUGUCACCCUCACCUCUCCCACUCCCAAGUGUUACUAAUUUGUAAAUGUAUUAACCAAAAGCUGAAGACCUAUGUGUUACUAAGUUGUAACUUGUUAUCUAUUCUUUUUUUUUUUUCA